ACUGGAUGAUGAUCAAAUCCAACAUCAUUUAAUUUUCUCUCUCUUGUUUUUCUCUCUCCUCUGACUCACCAUUGACCAAGAAACUCUCAAAUGGGUAACUGCAGCAGCAACCUCCCCUCCACCUUCAGUGGCGGCGCCACCUCAGACCACCGUACCACUCCUUCCACCGGAAUCACAGUCCACCCGCCGAACGCCGCCGCACCACCUCGCCCUCCACCUCCACAUACACUGCAGCAGAAACCCAACAACCGUCCCUCCGCCGCAGUUCCUCCGGGAUCAGUCGGACGUGUUCUCGGACGGCCGAUGGAGGAUGUUCGGAACACCUACACAUUCGGCCGCGAACUGGGCCGAGGUCAAUUUGGGGUUACGUAUCUCGUAACUCAUAAAGAAACUAAACAGCAAUUUGCUUGUAAAUCUAUAGCUACUAGAAAACUUAUUAAUCGCGACGAUAUUGAAGAUGUCCGUCGUGAAGUUCAGAUCAUGCACCAUCUUACCGGUCACCGGAACAUUGUGGAGCUAAAGGGAGCAUAUGAGGAUAGGCAUUCGGUGAAUUUGGUGAUGGAAUUAUGUGCCGGAGGGGAGCUGUUUGAUCGGAUUAUAGCGAAAGGGCAUUAUUCAGAGAGAGCAGCAGCUAAUCUGUGUAGGCAGAUUGUUACUGUUGUUCAUGAUUGUCAUUGUAUGGGAGUUAUACAUAGAGAUUUAAAGCCUGAGAAUUUUCUUUUCUUGAGUACUGAUGAAAAUUCACCUUUGAAGGCUACUGAUUUUGGACUGUCUGUGUUUUUUAAGCCAGGUGAUAUAUUUAAGGACCUCGUUGGAAGUGCAUACUAUGUAGCUCCUGAUGUAUUACAUCGACGUUAUGGAGCCGAGGUUGACAUUUGGAGUGCUGGUGUUAUACUGUAUAUUCUUCUAAGUGGGGUCCCACCAUUUUGGGGAGAUACGGAACAGGCUAUCUUUGAUGCUGUCCUCCGGGGACAUAUCGAUUUCUCCUCUGACCCAUGGCCUUCUGUAUCCAGCAGUGCUAAAGAUUUAGUGAAGAAGAUGCUAAAAUCUGAUCCCAAGGAAAGAAUUUCAGCUGCUGAUGUCCUAAGUCAUCCAUGGAUGCGAGUAGACGGUGAUGCAUCCGACAAGCCUCUUGAUAUUGCUGUUUUAACUAGAAUGAAACAAUUCAGAGCAAUGAACAAGCUCAAGAAAGUAGCUCUAAAGGUCAUUGCGGAAAAUCUUUCCGAGGAAGAAAUUAUUGGAUUGAAGGAAAUGUUCAAAUCCAUGGACACGGAUAACAGUGGAACCAUCACUUAUGAAGAGUUGAAAGCUGGGCUUCCGAAACUGGGUACCAAGCUUUCUGAGUCGGAAGUGAAGCAAUUAAUGGAAGCGGCUGAUGUGGACGGAAAUGGAACAAUUGAUUACAUCGAGUUCAUAACAGCUACCAUGCACAUGAACAGAGUAGAAAGAGAGGACCACUUAUAUAGGGCAUUUGAAUAUUUUGACAAGGACAAGAGCGGGUACAUCACAAUGGAAGAGUUGGAACAUGGCCUUAAGGAAUAUAACAUGGGUGACGCAAAAACAAUAAAAGAGAUCAUUGCAGAAGUCGACACUGACAAUGAUGGUAGAAUUAACUAUGAAGAGUUUGUAGCCAUGAUGCGAAAAGGAAACCCGGAGGUGGCCCCUAACAGACGGCGAAAAUAAGGCUAACGAGUUUGGCAUUCUGCUGGGUUUUGUUAACAAUCUGGACACUUUCAUAUUUUCACGUUUGUUGUUAUUGAGAGCCAUUUUAGUUGUCGGAGUAGCUGCCCCGCCUUGAAUCUUACGGCGGUUGAUGCUUUGUGAGAUCCUUUAUGUUUUGCCAUUCUUGCCAUAUGCACAGACAAAUAGCCUUCAAUGGUAUAUAUCUCUUGGAAAAAUUUAACCUUUUGUA
Molecule: messenger RNA, 1912 nt
Organism: Mercurialis annua (annual mercury)
Lineage: Eukaryota; Viridiplantae; Streptophyta; Magnoliopsida; Malpighiales; Euphorbiaceae
Product: calcium-dependent protein kinase 1-like
Exons: 9
Coding region: 91-1683 (530 amino acids)
Biological process (GO): peptidyl-serine phosphorylation; intracellular signal transduction; protein autophosphorylation
Cellular component (GO): cytoplasm; nucleus
Molecular function (GO): calmodulin binding; calcium-dependent protein serine/threonine kinase activity; ATP binding
Source: RefSeq, a predicted model, not a curated record